AUGCAGAAAGAUGUGGGCGAUUGGACCCGCACUUGCCACUCAUGCCAGCGGUCGAAAAUAACGCGCCAUGUCUCGGCGCCACACUCCAGUUUCAACCUGCCAACGCAGCGUUUUGCUGUCCUGCACGUCGACCUCGUCAUUUUGCCUCAAAGCAAAGGUUACCGCUACAUGCUGACCAUUGUCGACCGAUUCAGCCGUUGGAUGGAGUGCAUUCCCCCUGGAGAACAUGACAGCGGAAACCGUGGUGCGGACCAUUUACAACGAGUGGAUUCCCCCUUUGGCAUUCACCUGACUAGAACAACAGCAUAUCAUCCCCAGUGCAAUGGACUGGUUGAGCGACUUCACCGCACCCUUAAGACAGCACUCAUGUGCCAUGAUGCCGAUUCUUGGACCGAGGUGCUACCAAUGGUGCUGCUCGGACUGCGCACGCAGUUCAAAGAAGUUCUUCAAGCUUCCGCAGCAGAGGUGCUAUAUGUGCACCAGAUUUUGCACGUGAGCACCAGAAACGCAUGGCGAAACUUCGCCCUGCACCAGUAA
Messenger RNA from Cloeon dipterum, 537 nucleotides. RefSeq lists its product as uncharacterized. Bases 1 to 537 code for a protein of 178 amino acids. Lineage: Eukaryota; Metazoa; Arthropoda; Insecta; Ephemeroptera; Baetidae. Gene Ontology annotation, molecular function: nucleic acid binding. The transcript has 3 exons. The record is from RefSeq and is a predicted model, not a curated record.